GCUGUGAUUGUCCUCUGGAUGGCAGUAGUACACAGCACACUGAUAGCGGAGGCGCUGGAGGAAAAGCUCAGAACAAGCAACAUUAAACUCGUGUUGAAGAUGAGAAGAAACAAAGAGGCUACACUUCAGCUUUUAUCAACUCUAGAGAGAUUAUUUAGCGAACACGACACAACUCCUGCCUUUCUUCAUUAUAUCCUGGCUCUUGACUGUCAAUUCCUCUGUGAAAGCGAUCAGGAAUAGCGGACUUUUACCGUGUUCAUAUGUAAACAGACCUGAUGGAGGACACACACCGUCAUGAGAAAAUGAGUGAAAAAACUGACUCACUGAAGAGAAAAGACAAAGAACGUGUCACCUGCACUCAGUGUGGAAAGAGUCUAACGAACAAACAAAGUCUCAAGAGUCACAUGAGGAUCCACACUGGAGAGAAACCAUUCACAUGCACUCAGUGUGGAAAAACAUUUUUAAGGGCUUCGCACCUGAAGAGCCACCUUAGAGUUCAUACAAAGGAGAAGCCUUAUCCAUGCUCUGUUUGUGGAAAGAGUUUCAAACAUCAACGUAGUUUAAGAAAUCAUCAGAAGAUCCACACCGGUGUGGGAGAGUACAAGUGCUUUGAGUGUGAGAAGACCUUUUGUACAGCUGAAAGUUUGAAAAUACAUAAGAGAAUUCACACUGGAGAGAAACCGUACAUUUGUUCACUGUGCAAUAAUAGAUUCAAUCAGUUUGCACAUAUGAAAACACAUGCGAGAGUUCACACUGGAGAGAAACCGUACAAGUGUUCACACUGUGAUAAGAGAUUCAGUGAUUCAGGAAAUCUGAGACAGCACGAGAAGAUUCACACUGGAGAGAAACCUUACAAGUGUUCACACUGCGACACAAGAUUCAGACAGUUAGGAGGCCUGAAAACACACGAGAGGAUCCACACUGGAGAGAAAACACACAAAUGUGAUCAGUGUGGAAAAACAUUUUUAAGGGCUUCGCAGCUGAAGAGCCACCUUAGAGUUCAUACAAAGAAGAAGCUUUAUCCAUGCUCUGUUUGUGGAAAAAAUUUUACACGUCAAGAAAGUUUAAGAAAUCAUCAGAAGAUCCACACCGGUGUGGGAGAGUACAGGUGCUUUGAGUGUAACAAGAGCUUUUGUAGGGCUGAAAAUUUGAAAAUACAUGCGAGGGUUCACACUGGAGAGAAACCGUACAAGUGUUCACACUGUGAUAAGAAAUUUAGUGAUUCAGGAAAUCUGAGACGGCACGAGAAGAUUCACACUGGAGAGAAACCUUACAAGUGUUCACACUGCGACACAAGAUUCAGACAGUUAGGAGGCCUGAAAACACAUGAGAGGACUCACACUGGAGAGAAACCUUAAAGUGGUAGUCCACAGUGGUUUUUUAAAGCUUUGAUUGAGCAUUUAUGGGCUGCAAAAGAAUUUGUUCGUGAUUCAUUUGUAAAAAAAAAAAAAAAAAACAAUCAUGUUAU
This is a messenger RNA of Danio rerio (zebrafish), 1468 nucleotides long. Lineage: Eukaryota; Metazoa; Chordata; Actinopteri; Cypriniformes; Danionidae. The record is from RefSeq and is a predicted model, not a curated record.